Larimichthys crocea (large yellow croaker) is the source of this 1651-nucleotide messenger RNA. RefSeq names its product TNF superfamily member 13b (gene tnfsf13b). The transcript is spliced from 6 exons. Gene Ontology annotation, biological process: positive regulation of B cell proliferation; immune response. Gene Ontology annotation, molecular function: tumor necrosis factor receptor binding; receptor ligand activity. Lineage: Eukaryota; Metazoa; Chordata; Actinopteri; Sciaenidae. Bases 313 to 1119 code for a protein of 268 amino acids. The record is from RefSeq and is a predicted model, not a curated record. Gene Ontology annotation, cellular component: membrane.
GGUUUGUCAAGGGCCAAAGGCAGGAAGUUGUGAGUGUGGUUAGCUGAGCGGAACAAUACAGGGGAAGCUGUAUUGCCCGUUUUUGCACUGUAUUUAUUUCUGCGUAGUCCUUCAGACUCAAACUGGAACCAGCCCUUGAAGCACAAAGGGGAGAGCUGAGGAAGUGAGUGGAGCAUUUAGAAAGAAAUUCCGGCGAAGCUGGCAGCUCCAGAUUAAACAUUGAUGACAGAAGCAAACAUCCACCAUCCCCAACUGCGUAGUUCAGGCGCGAGACCAGUCAUGCUGCCAGUGUGAGCUCUCUGGAGGUUGUGUAUGGGACCCGCGAUGGCAGGUGUCGAGGCUGGGACUGGGCAAAGGGCAGGUGAAGGGAGGCUGUCCUGGCCGGUUUUCCUGCUGACACUGGCUGCUGUCACCUCCUCCUCUCUUUCAGCUUUGUCCUUGUACCAACUGAUGGCUCUCAGAGCUGAGGUGGAGGGACUCAAAUCAGAGGUCGUCCGCAGGAGAGAAGAGAGCCAAGAGGUCAAGCAUGCAAGCCAGGAUUUUAUUACAUCUGCUCAGACUGACAAUAUGAGCAGCAGGAGAAGCAUCCACGAACCCCUUCAUCAGCCCGGGUCUCCACAUGCUUUCGCCCUGAUAAAGAAGAGGAGUUUGCCCUCUGACUCAGAGGCAUCAGUUUCUCAGCCGUGCCUGCAGUUGUUGGCAAACAGUAGCAGAAAAACCUUUGGGAAAGAAUUUGAAUCAGGGCCACACACAGGCAUCCCCUGGCAGUCUGGGCUGAAGAGAGGCUCUGCCCUGGAGCCAGACGGGGACAGCAUAUUAGUCAGAGAGGAGGGCUUCUACUUUGUGUACAGUCAGAUCUACUACAUGGACAGCACCUUUGCGAUGGGUCAUGUGGUGAUCCGGAGGAAGAGGAACGUGGUGGGAGACGAGGAUCCGUAUGUGAUCCUGUUCCGCUGCAUCCAGAGUAUGAACCCUGUCUACCCUUUCAACACCUGCUACACAGGAGGUAUCGUGAAGCUGGAGGCCGGGGACCACUUGGAGCUGCUGAUCCCUCGUUCAACAGCCAACGUGUCCCUGGAUGGAGAUGCCACCUUCCUGGGUGCUGUCAAGCUGGCUUAAAGGGGUGUCAUCACUUUGGACCCCCAGGGGACGCUUUUGUACAACGAACUGUGCGACGAGGCACGGCUCCGGUGACCCUGUGCAACUUUGGGUUUUGUAAGAAGAACGCAGGAGGCGGCAGCCAUUUCUAGCUGAAUGAUUGACUGUGUGACUCCUUGUCUGUUCAGCCUGUGGGGACAUGGAUUGCACGAUGAGCUGAUGGCAUAGUUUUAGCUCAUAAGAAUACGCACAGCUAGCUACAGCUGCAUUAUGUUAGUUUCUAUCACACGUCAAGACAAAAUAUUGUAACGACUUUCUGAAUCAGUACUUUCCUUCAUGUAAGACAUUAAAGUCACACUUUGUUCUUCUGCUUUGAUCAAUAGUCUUUCCUCCUGUAGCAGCAGCACUUCUACACUGAAACAUAUGCUUUAUUUUUUUAGAUAUCGCAGCAUAAACAUGAGUGGUUACCAUCCUGAAUGGCAUCAUUUGUUUUGACCCACAUGUGUCUAACCCCCGAUGCAAUAAAGUGAUGGUUAUUGCACAAGAGAUGACA